AAGAAGGCAUUAAUUCUUGAGAGCCAAUCCCCUACAACCAGUGACCGGCAAUGGCUUCCUCAUUGCUGCACUGCUCGGACAAGCUCCCGUUCAUGAACGUGGAGACCAUCCUGCACAUGAAAGAAGGCCUCGACGAGAACAGCUACGCACAGAACUCUUCGCUUCAGAAGAGGGGCAUGGACACUCUGAAGAGCCUGAUCGUCAACUCUGCAACGGACGUGUACAUUUCGCAGAUGCCGGAGAGGUUCACGGUGGCCGACCUCGGGUGCUCCUCGGGCCCGAACGCGCUCUGCCUGGUGGAGGACAUCGUCGGGAGCAUCGGGAAGAUCAGCUGCCGGUCGUCGCAGCCGCCGCCGGAGUUCUCGGUGCUCCUCAACGACCUCCCGACCAACGACUUCAACACCAUCUUCUUCAGCCUGCCGGAGUUCACCGACAGGCUCAAGUCCGCCGCCAAGUCCGACGAGUGGGGCCGGCCGAUGGUUUUCCUGUCCGGCGUGCCCGGGUCCUUCUACGGGAGGUUGUUCCCGAGGACGAGCGUGCACUUCAUCUGCUCCUGCUCCAGUUUGCACUGGCUCUCUCAGGUCCCCCAUGGCCUCUUCGACGAGACGAACAUGCCGAUCAACAAGGGGAAGAUGUACAUAUCGAGCACGAGCCCUGACGCUGUAUCAGUGGCCUACCGGAGGCAGUUCCAGAGGGACUUCAGCCUGUUCCUGAAGUCGCGCGCCGCCGAGGUCUUCCCCGGCGGCCGGAUGGUCCUGGCCAUGCUCGGCAGGCAAACCGGCGAGUGCGUCGACAAGAGGACAACCUUCCUGUGGGAGCUCCUCUCCGAGUCAUUCGCCGCGCUCGUGUCACAGGGUCUGGUUGAGCAGGACAAGGUGGACGCGUACAACGUGCCGUUCUACGCGCCGUCGUUGGAGGAGAUCGAGGUGGAGGUGCGGCUGGAAGGGUCGUUCAGCCUCGACUACGUGCAGACGUACGAGAUCAACCUCAGCAGCAGCGGCGACGCCAAGGAGGACGGCAGGACGGUGUCCAUGGCGAUCAGGGCCAUCCAGGAGUCCAUGCUCAGCCACCACUUCGGCCCACACAUCGUCGACGCGCUCUUCCACAAGUACACUGAGCUCGUCACCGAGUCCAUGGAGAGGGAGGAGGUCAAGAGCGUUCAGAUAGGGGUGGUCCUCUCAAGGUUGUGAGUUGUGAAUCGAUCGAGUCCAGUGAAAAUAGUGUAUAGUUUGACUCUCUCGUGCUGGCGUGUUCAGUAGUACUGAUUAACUAGUUUAACAGAUUUC
This is a messenger RNA of Lolium rigidum, 1286 nucleotides long. RefSeq names its product probable methyltransferase TCM_000336. The coding region runs from base 51 to 1190 and encodes 379 amino acids. The record is from RefSeq and is a predicted model, not a curated record. Gene Ontology annotation, molecular function: S-adenosylmethionine-dependent methyltransferase activity. NCBI's taxonomy places the organism in Eukaryota, Viridiplantae, Streptophyta, Magnoliopsida, Poales, Poaceae. Gene Ontology annotation, biological process: methylation. The transcript is spliced from 3 exons.